This is a messenger RNA of Gossypium raimondii (Peruvian cotton), 1994 nucleotides long. Its product is annotated as coatomer subunit delta. Gene Ontology annotation, cellular component: COPI vesicle coat; cytosol. The transcript is spliced from 13 exons. Bases 272 to 1858 code for a protein of 528 amino acids. The record is from RefSeq and is a predicted model, not a curated record. Gene Ontology annotation, biological process: Golgi localization; retrograde vesicle-mediated transport, Golgi to endoplasmic reticulum; endoplasmic reticulum to Golgi vesicle-mediated transport. NCBI's taxonomy places the organism in Eukaryota, Viridiplantae, Streptophyta, Magnoliopsida, Malvales, Malvaceae.
AAUAUUAAACGACGGAUCUACCGCAACGCAGAUAUAACGCUCGAGCGAGUCGGUACCUUCUUCGCCUUUGAGUUCUCAACGAAUCGAUCUCCCGAGAGUGAAGAAGAUACAGAGUACAAACUAGAUCGAGAUCUGAGGUGGUCGAUCUCUUUGCAGACUUAGAAAUACUGAUUCGCUUUUUUCUGUUUUCAGAUUUACUGUUAUAUUAUAGGUCUUCUGAUAAAAGCUUCAAAUUGAUAUUGUCUGGGUAGAUUGCUUCUUGGUAACCAAGAUGGUUGUACUUGCGGCUUCAAUUGUAAGCAAGUCUGGAAAAGUGCUUCUCUCCAGGCAGUUUGUGGACAUGACUCGCAUAAGAAUUGAAGGUCUUCUUGCUGCUUUUCCUAAAUUGGUGGGAACAGGAAAGCAACACACAUAUUUUGAGACUGAGAAUGUGCGAUAUGUUUAUCAACCAAUAGAAGCUCUUUAUUUGCUUCUUGUAACAAACAAACAGAGCAACAUUCUUGAAGAUUUGGAGACUUUAAGACUGCUCUCCAAGCUGGUAACUGAGUAUUCUUACUCUCUAGAUGAGGAGGGUAUUGGCAAGACUGCUUUUGAACUGAUCUUUGCUUUUGAUGAAGUCAUUUGUCUUGGGCACAAGGAAAAUGUGACUGUCACACAGGUUAAGCAAUACUGUGAAAUGGAGAGUCAUGAAGAGAAGUUGCACAAGCUGGUAUUGCAGAGCAAGAUUAAUGAAACUAAGGAUGUCAUGAAGCGUAAAGCUAGUGAGAUUGACAAGAGCAAGAUUGAUAAGAAUAGAUCUGACAAAGGAGGGUUCAUGUCAAUGGGAUCUGGAAGAAUAGAAACUAGCUUUAGUGAAAUGAGUAUUUCUAGCAGCGGAAGCGGCUUUGGAAGUGGUUCUGGGUUUGGUGGCAUUACCACUGAUCUCGAUGCCUUCUCUACUAAGCCUAAAGGUCGUCAACCUUCAGCUGCAACUGCUCCUCCCAAAGGUUUUGGCAUGCAGCUUGGUAAAUCACAAAAAACAAACCAGUUCCUGGAAUCGCUGAAAGCAGAAGGCGAACUGAUAGUUGAAGAUCUGCAGCCAAAGGUAGGCCAGUCCAGAGUGGCUGCAGCUCCACCUACGGAUCCCAUUACUUUGACUGCUGAAGAGAAACUCAACGUUACACUGAAAAGAGAUGGUGGAAUCAGUAACUUUGAUGUUCAGGGGACCUUGUCACUUCAAAUUCUUAACCAGGAAGACGGACUCAUCCAAGUUCAGAUUGAAACUGGGGGUAAUCCUGGAAUUCUUUUCAAGACACACCCCAACAUGAACAAGGAAUUGUUUUCCAAUGAGAACAUUCUGGGGUUGAAGGACCCUAAUAGGCCUUUCCCCACUGGUCCAGCUGGGGAUGCAGCUGGUGUUGGUCUUUUGAAGUGGAGAAUGCAAAGUGCAGAUGAGUCAAUGGUGCCAUUGUCCAUCAACUGCUGGCCUUCAGUUUCUGGAAAUGAAACUUAUGUAAGCAUUGAGUAUGAAGCUUCAGCCAUGUUUGAUCUGCGAAACGUUGUGAUCUCUGUACCUCUUCCAGCUCUUCGGGAGGCACCAAAUGUCAGGCAGAUUGAUGGUGAAUGGAGGUAUGACUCCAGAAAUUCCAUCUUAGAAUGGUCCAUACUUCUGAUUGAUAACUCUAACCGCAGUGGAUCUAUGGAGUUUGUGGUGCCUCCAGCGGACUCAUCAGUGUUCUUCCCAAUAUCUGUUAGAUUUUCAGCCACUAGUUUAUACAGUGACCUGAAGGUUGUGAACAUUAUUCCCCUGAGAGGUGGAGCGACUCCCAAGUUCUCGCAGAGGACAAAUUUGAGUACAGAGAAUUACCAAGUUGUGUGAAUGUUAAUAUCAAUAUUCCAAGUGUACUAAUAAUAGGUUGCGACACUUUUUGGUGAACUUUGAGAGCAAGUUCAAGUAUUCAAACAACAGCUAUUGUUUUUCUGAAAGUUCAUAGAUCAUUGAUGUUGUACUUCAA